GGCUUAGUUAUAGUCGUAAUCCGUCGCCGACCGUGUGGAAGUGAGCGAGUUUGAAAUUUUAAAAUUCACGCAGUUUCCGAGCCUAUCCCCGCGGUUUAGAUUUUUACCUGGUUUUCUCUUUUGUGAGCUUAGGAUCUACAAGCACCAUGCCGGCCAGGAACAAGGAGCAGGAAAAAGAGGUUAUCGAGUGGAUUGAGGCUGUGAUUGGGGAGAAACUUCCGAACCAGCCGUAUGAAGACGUUCUUCGCGAUGGGGUGGUUCUCUGCAACCUCAUCAACAAAAUCGCACCCGGUUCCGUUAAGAAAAUUCAAACCAAAGGUACCAACUUCCAGCUCAUGGAAAACAUUCAGAGAUUCCAAGCAGCACUGAAGAAUUAUGGCGUUCCAGAGGAAGAAAUUUUCCAGACCGCUGACUUAUUCGAGCGGCGGAACAUACCGCAAGUUACUCUGUGCCUUUACGCGUUGGGGAGACUGACACAGAAACACCCCGAGUACACAGGACCCAGGUUGGGACCAAAGAUGGCCGACAAGAACGAACGCACUUUCACAGAGGAACAACUGAGAGCGUCUGAGGGCCACCUCAACUUACAGAUGGGAUUCAACAAAGGAGCAUCACAGGCCGGAGUGGGAUCUUUCGGCAACACCCGACAUAUGUAAUUGAAUAGAGUGCGAUGCAAUAAGAAAAAAUAACGCUUUGCAGGGUGGAGAUAAUUAAUGGGAUAAAAAAUCACCAGGGUGCUCUAAAUAUUAAAUCGAAUAUUUUGCAAUGCACAAAGGUGUUGGAGGGAAACCUAUCGAUCGGCGCACACUGCAAGCCAAGUGGCAUUGUGUGAGACUCUCCAUCUCAAUAUUUUUUUUAAAAAAAAUUAUUUAUUCAAUUGUUGGCGGAAUUGUAAAGUAAAUUUUUAAUGUUUUUGGAAAAUAGGAUGAAGGCUCUAAAAUUACAAUUAAAUUCUGUCAUUUGGAGACUUUGAACCUGAAAUUAAUUUCUACCGAUCUUUGAAAGAAUCUUUGCAAAAAAAAAAUACGAAACAAUUAUUACUAAUAAAAAUAAUUCUUCUUGUUGUACAAGAACUUACAUUUUUGUUAUAGCAGAACUUUCUACUUAUAAAAAGUGACUUUUUAAAUGUUUCGUUUGCAUAAUUUUCUUUUUUUUUUCCAAUUCCUUUUUUUUAAAUCCUUCUUGUGAAUGAAAGUGCCAUUACUUAAUGAAAACAACGGGUGCAAAAAUAAGAACAAUUAAAA
Molecule: messenger RNA, 1244 nt
Organism: Bemisia tabaci
Lineage: Eukaryota; Metazoa; Arthropoda; Insecta; Hemiptera; Aleyrodidae
Source: RefSeq, a predicted model, not a curated record